Molecule: messenger RNA, 3890 nt
Organism: Exophiala xenobiotica
Lineage: Eukaryota; Fungi; Ascomycota; Eurotiomycetes; Chaetothyriales; Herpotrichiellaceae
Exons: 2
Coding region: 532-3225 (897 amino acids)
Source: RefSeq, a predicted model, not a curated record
GGUCGGGUUCCUGCCUGCGCUGCGCCUCUUGCCCUGGCUUGAACACCUCCAUCUUCUUGCACCUUUCUCCAUUCAUACCACUCCGAUCUCACACACACUCCUUCCUGUUCCUCCUCCUCCUCCUCCGCCCUCAUUGCCAUCUCUCUCCCACACACCUCACGGCCUUAGACAAGCCCUUGGCUCCUGAUUGAAGAAAGAUCCUGAGUUGGUCUUUCUUCCAGGUUGCUGUCCACUCCUUCAACACCUCGCCUCAAUCAUUCAGUCACCCCUUCCGAUCCAGCCGAUCUCAACUCGUCACAGUUGCGUUCAUAAGACUUACCCAUAGAAUUUGUACCAGUCAUUCCUUACCACGACAUUGCAGCGCAAUCUCACCUCCUCAAUCUGUAAUGGUGGCAGUUGUCCAUCCGCCAAGGGCCGCAUCAACAAAUCAACCAGGUGCAGGAACACCUCUCUCAAUAAUACCGAAUGUACCUGCCUGCUGGCCAGAAAAAGCACCAAUACUUAAUUGUCGGGUGGCUGCUUGAUUGAACUAUGACUUCGAUUUCGUUGCCUGCUGCAGCACCAGCGCCGUCUCCCUUCGAUUCCGCCCCAAACAGUCCAACUCGGUCUCCUCCAACUCAUAGACGACGGCCUUCGCGCAAUCCGAAUGCUGCACCUCUGCCAAUCUUUUCCUUCAAUCCCGGUGCAGACGAGAAUUCCGUAAAAGCAGGGGGAAUGGGUCAGGGACAUCAGCCUGCGAACACCAUGGCUGCAGAAGUCGGCCGUCGAUCUACAAGACUUACACUACCCGAAUUCAAGUUCAAUCCUGGCGCCGAUCUACCUGCCGACAAGACACCAAGUCCUACACAUCCAGUCCUGCAAGAAAUGGUUAUGAAUCAGCAGCGCGCUGUUCGAUCUGCGAGGCCUGCUCCGUUGCCUGCCUUCACCUUCAACCCCAGCGCACAAACAGCACAAGCGUCACCGAGCCCGACAAAAUCGGAAUUUGCUGAUGUCCAGCUUCCACCUCCUCGCUCGGGUCAUCGAAGAGGAGUGAGUGAGUUUGUGGGUGGCGGGAAUAGCGGGCCUCAACUUGUCAGCAUCAGCCCAGAGAAGCCGGAGUACCGACCACAUCCUCCAGUCAGUGCAGCGUCUAGGGGACAUGUACACCGCCGAUCCCAAGCUGUUUCCAUCUCAGACAUUGACACGUCCGAGCUCAUCAAGGCCAACGCUUUGUCCAAGGCACGGGCUGGUUCUACACCAACCACCCCGUCAGAUGGCGCACUGGCCUUUUCGUAUCCUCGUGCCAGCCCUCAGAUACGGCAGUCAAUGUCAAACAUUGUCAGAACUCCACCAUCUUCUCCACGACGAAGAGGCAGCGCACCAGGAAUACGGCCUCGGGUGGGAUUUUCCGACAGAGUCGAUGUCAUUCCCAGACCGCUGUCCUUGAUAUCGUCCGAAACCGAGGGGAGCAAUUCAACUAUUCGUGGAGGCCAUUCUCUUUCUGGCAGCAUCAAUUCGAUCGCAAGUCCCAACCCUCAGCCUGCACUAGUUGUCACUGCAAGUGACAUGUCAAGUUCACCAGAGCGACCGCAGACUGCUGACGCCCUUUCCACUUUGUCACCUGGCAUGGCUUCUGUAAACAAGCCGGUUUCGUUAAUCAACCUUCCAAAGCGGCCGCUCUCAGCUUCAGGAUCCCCGGGGACUCUCAGUUGCGGCAGUCCUCCGAGCAAGAAGAAGUAUUUCUGGUUCAGUCAGCCUAGCACCGGCUCGCCUUCGAGUACUCCCCGUGUUGAACAGAGUGAUCCAAUGGGCGUUUUCACGUCUGAAGCCACUCCUCAACCAUCCAUGUUGAGAGCUUUUGGCGAUCACACACGUCCUAAAACAUCUUCUGGUGAGCCCGGCCCUUUAUCGUCGAGAAAGCGAAAGUACCACACAUGGACUUCAGGGAUUUUCUCGCGACGAUCGGACAAACGUCCUAGCAAGGUCAGAGAACAGGAUAUUCCCCCUCCACCCGCUCUGGUCAGACGUCCAAGUGAUCGACUGAAUGACAUCUUUGAUGCCGAUGAUACAAUUGUGAUUCGCGGUCCUUCACCUGUGCCGACCGAAGUUCGUGCUUCAGUGCCAAAACUGGCUCCGAUCCAGACAAGCACAACCUCUCCACUGGCAGAACAAAUCACCAGUCCCGUACUCGACUUGGACGCAGCCUUAGGCCCAUUUGGAAGUGAAGAAAAGCUCAGCCCUGGCAGAACUGGACCAUCCGCAAGGAUGGCGAAACUUCACAGCACUGAACGAAGAGGCAAUGUGGAUGCUUUCGGGGCAGUUCAUAGGAGAACUGAGUCGGCGCCUAUUAUGCCAGCCGUCAAUCGAACCACCUUCAGCGUGCAUCGUAUGGGUAGCAACUCUUCCCUAACUGAGGACGUGUUUGAUGAAGAGGAAGAGGACAAUUUCCUGGCUGGAGAAAAUGUCAACUCAGACACCAUUCGGCGAUCGGCGGACAACCAGAGUGACCCCACGUCAGUCGAGCACGCCGAGAUACCGGAUACUGACAUGGAGGUUACUCCGACUACAUCAGCAAUGAAGCCAAACGAGGGUCUUGGUCUGUCCUUGGGCAAGAACUCUGACGAUGGUGUCAUCAUUGCAGAUCUGGAGGAAGACGUUGCUCGAGCCGAAGCAAGGUCUUCAAAUUCCACCAUCGAAGCGCCGGUCUUCCAGGACUCUCAAGCGCAGAAACUCUCAUCCUCGCCAAUGGCCUUUGCCUAUCCCGCGCCGCAGUCGCACUACGCUUCUUCCACAGAAGGUCGCACUACAUCAGCCUCGAUGAUCUCCUCUCCUGAUGCCGACCACAUUUCUUUCGAUGCCAUGGCUCGUCCGGGCCGCUUGCUAGGAGAACCAAGCCCAGACUUUUUACUGCGGGCCUCGAACGAUGACCUUCCAUCCCUCAGUGAUAGCCUCUCGACAGGCGCAUUACCGAGGUUUUCGAGCAGCGCUGGGACUCGUUCGUCGACCGAACAGCGCUCUCGAUCCAUGAUUGAUCCAUCGACCUCGAGAUCACACAACCAACAAGCGUGGAAACGAGCAAGUUUGGCCAGCCUGAAUCGCCUGAUACCUGGAUCAUCCAACGGCAGUAAGCUUAAAUUUGAGACUGUUCCGGAUGUGCCGGCCAGCGACGGAAAAGCUCGGAGGAAGACCAACAGAAUCAGCAAGUUGAUGCAGUUCUGGCGAACGAAAGAGCGUCCAGAGAAGUGAUUUUCUCAUGGGAAAGAUUGAUACCUAAGGAAUGGAAAUCCCCACUUACGGCUUUAUGAACGAGAGCUUGGAGUUUCGGGGCUCUGACGACUUGAAUGGCAUUUUGAUGCAAACACUUUUACGACAUAUUCAUGAUAAGGGAGGUUGUUGAUCGCCAGGACCUCAACCGAAAUACCCUUUGCUUCAUACUCGAGCCAAACCUUAACAAGUUGCCUUCGCGUGUUUCGACACAAGCAUCCGACUUCUACCGUAACCUUUUGAGGCUCAACACAUUCAUACCAGCAAUUGGAGCCUGGCUUGGUCAUUUCGAACACAGCUUCUUCCAUGCGAAAAGACCUUUUACCAAAGAAAAAAAAAACCAUCACUGUGUGAUACGGACCAUUUUACCUUUCACCGAACAUGAAGGAUUGAUUAUGUUCAUAUGGACGAGCCGAGCUAUGUUGAGCUGCAUUGAUGGAUGAGAUUGGUGAUUUGGAGGAAGGGAGGGACGAAAUGGAGACAUACAUAAGAUCGAGAAGCUGUCUUCAGCCGGUCUCGGAUCGGGGGUGGGAAAAUACUUGAGCAGUAUUUGUUUUGUCUAGAGUAGUAUCCCUGGUAGAUUUGCUCUCCGAUCCAGACAUCGAUCGAGCAAAUAGCCUAGCUGUAUGAAGACAUUCAUCACACAA